This is a messenger RNA of Ooceraea biroi (clonal raider ant), 3339 nucleotides long. RefSeq names its product UDP-glucuronosyltransferase 2B1. Gene Ontology annotation, molecular function: UDP-glycosyltransferase activity. The record is from RefSeq and is a predicted model, not a curated record. NCBI's taxonomy places the organism in Eukaryota, Metazoa, Arthropoda, Insecta, Hymenoptera, Formicidae.
CACCCUGGCUGAAGGAAUACAUCGAUUGCCCGAAUUAUCCAAAUAUGCGACCUUAUGGGUAUACAGCGGUCGUGAGACCUGUAAAUCUAUGGCAAAGAACGUUAAAUGUUCUUUAUUACAUCAUAGACGAUUUUAUCGAUACUACUACUUCUUUCCCGCUUCUCAACGGCUUGCCGAGCAAUACGUAGGUCACAAAAUCAAGCCAUUACGUGAAUUAGAGAAAACGAUUAGCAUCGUGUUGAUAAAUAGUCAUUUCACAUUUGACAAUGCAAUUCCGUUGCCGCCAAACACCAUAGAGGUUGGUGGGAUGCACGCUCAAGUGCAGUCAACCACUGGGGUAGAUGCAACUUACUACGAGAGUAUGUCUAAAUUCCUUGAUGGAACAGAGAAGGGAGCGAUAGUAAUAUCGUUAGGAACAAAUGUAAAUUGGAAAUACGUCGGAGUAGAUAAACUGAAGGUCGUCGUGUUGGCUCUGAUGAAACUAAAGCAACGAAUACUUUGGAAACUAGAUAUUGAUGCACCAGUUAAAAUGCCAGACAACGUGAUGACCGUUAAAUGGCUUCCUCAAAACGAUGUUUUGAAUCAUAAAAAUGUAAUAGCAAUUUGGACGCAUGGCGGACUUCUCAGUAAUCAGGAAGCCAUCUGGAAAGGUGUGCCAGUGAUCGAGAUGCCUUUCUUCUUGGAUCACACAUAUAACGUAGAGACUCUAGUAGCGAAAGGUGCAGGUUUACGUUUAGACUUUAAAGCAUUAUCAACGCAAUCUGUAUUAAAUGCACUUGAAGAGAUAGUUUACAAUAAGAGGUUCAUGAUUACGUCUACAGCUCCGCUGUCAAUUUUGCUAGUCGAGUCCCUCAUGUCGACUAGUCAUCACAUUUGGGCAAUGACUUUGGUAAAAGGACUACUCCAAGUGGGUCAUCAUGUACAUGUGGUGAGCAUUCACGAAGCCAACAUCGAAGAUAAUUUGGUGCAGAAUUUGACAUACGCUGUUUUCGAAAAUGUGAUGAAAGAUAUACGCGAAACCAGUGGUCAAAAUUUUAUUGAAUGCAUGGACUUUAGUGUAUUUUACACUACAUAUGUUGAAUAUUCUUGGAGCAUCAAUACGUGUGAAAAAAUAAUCCAGACCAAAGGGGCGAAGGAGCUUUUAGAAAUGGUUAAACACCAUGAAUUUGACGUGAUAGUACAGGACAUUACGUUACAUCAAUGCCUAUAUGGAUUGUGGCAGGUUGCAAAAGCUAAACCACCUAUAGUAGGAUUUAUCCCGUUCGGCCCUGCACCCUGUCUGAAGGAAUAUACCGAUUGCCCGAAUUAUCCAAAUAUGCGACCUUAUGGGUAUGCAGCGGUCGUAAGACCUGCAAAUCUCUGGCAAAAAACGUUAAAUGUUCUUUAUUACAUCAUAGACGAUUUUAUCCGACACUACUAUUUUUUGCCCGCUUCUCAACGGCUUGCCGAGCAAUAUGUAGGUCACAAAAUCAGGCCAUUACGUGAAUUAGAGAAAACGAUUAGCAUCGUGUUGAUAAAUAGUCAUUUCACAUUUGACAAUGCAAUUCCGUUGCCGCCAAACACCAUAGAGGUUGGUGGGAUGCACGCUCAAGUGCAGUCAACCACUGGGGUAGAUGCAACUUACUACGAGAGUAUGUCUAAAUUCCUUGAUGAAGCAAAAAAUGGAGUUAUCAUAAUAUCAUUUGGAACGAACGUAGAUUGGAAACAUAUUGGAUUAAAUAAACUGAAAGCCGUCGUGUUGGCUUUGUCAAAAUUGAAGCAACGAGUACUUUGGAAGCUAAAUAUUGAUGUGCCAGUCAAAAUGCCGGACAACGUGAUGACCGUUAAAUGGUUUCCCCAAAACAAUGUUUUGAGUCAUACAAAUGUAAUAGCAAUUUGGACGCAUGGCGGUCUUCUCAGUAUGCAGGAAGCUAUCUGGAAAGGUGUGCCAGUGAUCGGGAUGCCUGUCUUUUUGGAUCACACAUAUAACGUAGAGACUCUAGUAGCGAAAGGUGCAGGUUUACGUUUAGACUUUAAAGCAUUAUCAACGCAAUCUGUAUUAAAUGCACUUGAAGAGAUAGUUUACAAUAAGAGUUACAUGGAAAAUAUGAAACGGUUGUCCAAUGAAUAUCGAGAUCGUGCAUUGCCACCGUUAGAUCUGGCGAUUUGGAAUAUUGAAUAUGCCGUUCGCAAUCCAAAUGGCUUAGUAUCGCCGGUUAGAUCUCAGAGUUGGAUGGAGAAGAACUUGAUUGAUAUAUAUGCGAUUCUGGCCCUUAGUUUGGUCGUAAUAUUGUCAGCUGUAUUCUUUUCAAUGAAGAUACUAUAUAUUUAUUUAUGUAAGAGUACUGCAUCUACAUCAUGUAAAGACAAACAAAUGUAAAGCCUUAAAAUAUUAAUAACAUCAUUAGUCACCUAUUAUAAAUAUUUAAAUAUUACUUAUUCUCGCUCGUUAUUUGGCUACAACUGUCUCUCCUUCUUUCGUUAUGAUUUUCUGAUCGGAGAGUUUCUUCUUCGGUAUGAGAUGAAGAAACGAAUAUUCGUAAUAAAUCUAAUUAAAUUACUAAAUAAUUGUUUUAUAUUGUUUCAUUCAUUUUAUAUAUAAUAGUAGUAGUUAACGUUAAACAUAAAAAACAAAUAGGCAAAACAUAAAUUAUCAUGUGUAAUAAUAGAAUAACACAGCGCGAUAUAAACAGUGCGCAAAAAUAAACGUUGCUCGAAAUAGAGCGAUAACAAAAUAUACGUUGCUCACCGUUCGCUGUACCCACUUAUCGCAACUACAUAAUAAACGUGACCUACAUAUAUGGACGUUAUGUAUGUAUGUUUAUUAUAAUAAACAUUACAUAAUAAACAAGUCAGAAGUGCGUAGUUUUCUAAACCCGGCUCCAAGAUCCAUGUUCCAAGGAUUUGAAGCGCAUUUCGCGCUAUCACGACUGGAUUAAGGCAUUAAGGAUAUCCGAGCAGUCAGUCAACAUUCGCACUUCGGAUUAAGAUGUCGAUCUAUUGGUAUCUAUUGCAUUAGCUUGGCAAUAUUGUUUGAUUGUAUAUUCGGUCCGAAAAGUAUCAAUUAAAUAAACGUUUAUAUCAUCACGUAGGUCGAUGUGUGGUUAUUUUAUGUAUUAGUCAUGAUUUGGACAGGACAUUUAAUCGUUACUUUCCCUUGAAAUAUUUCAUUCGGCGAAAUAUCGGCAAACGUAUUUAUAAUUACAGUUUUCCGCAUUUAUGGGCAACAUUUUAAAUACCCAAAUACUUCAAUAAUUACUAUUCGGAAACUGUCUACAGAAAGUAUUACUGUAUAUAUCAAAAUAGUGUUCCGUGAAAUAACAUACGUAAGACUCCGUACGGGCUAACGAUAAACCAAAA